Actinia tenebrosa (Australian red waratah sea anemone) is the source of this 936-nucleotide messenger RNA. RefSeq names its product interferon-induced protein with tetratricopeptide repeats 3-like. Gene Ontology annotation, cellular component: cytosol. Gene Ontology annotation, molecular function: protein binding. NCBI's taxonomy places the organism in Eukaryota, Metazoa, Cnidaria, Anthozoa, Actiniaria, Actiniidae. Gene Ontology annotation, biological process: defense response to virus. The record is from RefSeq and is a predicted model, not a curated record.
CUUGACGACGUAGUUGUGUAAUCGGUAUAUUUUUAUAAUUAUGAAAACUAUAAAAGCAGAAACUGGAGAAAAACUGAUCCAUUAUAUUGUAAGAGAUACUUUCUGCUAUUACAAGAAUAACAAGACCGAGAACCAUGGCAAAGUACAACAUUUAUCAGAUGCUCUCAAGUCUUCCAUGUCACUUUACAUGGGAUCAACUACGGCUACAAAAUGCUAGGCGUACAGUGCAAAUGAAUAUCGAAAACCUUGAAGAACACAUCGAACAGACCAUCCAUGGUACCGAGGUAGAAUCAUACAACCUGAUGGGCUUCUACAAGACACAGAAGGAAUCCUUCGUUGAAGCGAGAUAUUAUUUCAACAAGGCUCUAGAAAACACAAAGACAGAAGAUGAAAAGAUAGUUGGUCUUGGUUGUCUGGCAUGGCUGACGUGGAAAGAGGGGUCUUCAGAUUCUUCUGCUCAAGAUUUAAUAGUUAAAAAGUUCACUGAAGUGAAACGUAUUCUUGGAGUUAGAGAAGACAGGGACAUUCCAGAAGUUAUGGCUGAGAAAGCUUUCUCGAUUGCUAACAGUGGCUAUUCUGGGAGCAGUUUCCAAGAAGCUCUUGUAUGUAUUGACAGAGCCUUAAAAGAAAAGACCGACAACGUAAUGUUCAAGUUCACUAAAGUUUUUGUUAUGCAGCAUUUACACAAUGCGAGAAAGAAAGAAGUCGACCAACAUGAUCCAACAGUGAACGAAAUCAAGAUGCUUUGGGAAGAGAUUAUCGACAAUUUGGAAAACUGUCCAUACCUAGAUGUAAUGUAUGGCCAAGCUUUGAUUCAAUAUGCAUUGUUUCUGGCCAAGAUUAACAAGCAUGACAAUGGUGUUGAAAGCCAAAAAUAUGCAGAGAGAGCAAGAGGUUGCUAGUUCCAACCAUGCCGUUAUGCGAAAUGUUGCAAAA